AUGACCCGGCUCAUCCCAUUCCUAGCCGUGUCUGCGCUGGCCCUCGUCGCCACAGCACAAGACGCCCCGACCAAACCGCCAGUCGACAAGACCUACAACCGCAAAAACAUCAACGACGGUCUGGGCAGGCACCUGCAGGGCACGCGGCAGAAGCCCAACAUCACCGAGUGGGCGAACAAGGCCGUCUGGCCCGAGGGCUGCCGCGUCGAGGCCGAGGCCGCCCGGCUGCAGGCGGCCGACUUCAGGGUCUACGAGGUCAGGUACGGCGACUGCGACGAGCCGUGGCACAUGUGCGUGCACGACGAGGCCGGGUCCAGCAAGGAGCACCUGGCCGAGCAGUUUGGGCUGAUACCGGUCGGGAUGCGGUCGUACGUGAGGAACCUCGUGGCGCAGCCGCGGCACUUUGAGAAGAAGACGGUCACGGCGCACUUCCGGUCCACGGGGGACAUGACGACGUUUGUAAAGGUUGAGCUGGCUACAUUGGUUCAUGAAAUCGGCCAUGCUCUAGACUUCCUCGCCCUCAAGGACAAGAUGACCCAAGACGGCAAAAAAGUGUCGUCGUUCAGCAAGACAAAGGCGUGGCAGGACGCGGUCGGCAGGGACAGCAACGUGCCGACCGAGUACUCUCAAAAGUCGUGGGUCGAGAACUUUGCCGAGACGGUCAUCAUGGCCACCUUUGACGAGAACGUCCCCGAGGCGCGCAGCAAGGACGCCGGCCCCUGGCCCGACAGCAAAAAAUGGGACCUGUUCAGGGAGCAGCUCAGGACGGUCGUGAACAACGUCGGCGGAGAGAUCACGCCCGAUGGGAGGGCCAGGUGCAGGAACCGGCUGCAGAACAGCAAGGCCGUGCCCAAGAAUGCCGUGACGUCGAGGAGGGAAUUGGGCCUGAAGCCUGACCUUAGGAUCCGGGAUGCGUCCAUCAACGUCAUCGAGGGAGAUUCGGAGCGGGAUUCGAUUGUUGUCGAUGGGUGCCAUCAUAAUCACUGA
This is a messenger RNA of Pyricularia pennisetigena, 987 nucleotides long. RefSeq lists its product as uncharacterized. Lineage: Eukaryota; Fungi; Ascomycota; Sordariomycetes; Magnaporthales; Pyriculariaceae. Bases 1 to 987 code for a protein of 328 amino acids. The record is from RefSeq and is a predicted model, not a curated record. Gene Ontology annotation, molecular function: metallopeptidase activity. The transcript has 2 exons.